UCGGCGUUUUAUAUAUUGCAGUUUUUUUAGAUGAGACAACGUUACAUAUUAUAUUGUCUGUACUUGUUUAACGUAUAAACUACGCGCGCUCCUACAUCAUGAACUCCAUGCAAGAGAAGUUCGCUACGUUUGAUAUGAACAACAACAAUUCAAAACAGAACAUGAGUCCCAAAAAACCGAAGUUCGGAAUAAUGUUCGAUAUCGAUGGCGUUCUCUUAAGGGGGAAAACCCCCAUCCCUGGAGCGGCUGAGGCCCUCAAAGCGUUGAUGAAUGAGGACGAAACAGAAUACGAAGUUCCCGCUGUUUUCUGCACAAACGGGUUCGGCUUGAGGGAGGUGAAAGCGGCCACGCUUUCGGAUAAACUUGGUGUUAAGGUAAACCCUGAUCAGAUCGUAAUGUCGCAAACUCCACUUGAGAUGUUCCACGAGUUCCAUGAUAAGUGGUGCUUGGUGUCGGGUCCCGAACACGACGGCGGGAGCAAAAAAGUUGCAGAAAGCCUCGGCUUCACAAAGAUAAUAACCAUUGAAGAUUUGCGUGAGGCUUACCCUUACUUAGACUGGGUGGACCGAACACGGUGGCCAAAUCAACAGAUGGAAGAUGACGAUUCGUUCCCCACCAUCGAAGCGAUUGUUAUGCUGGGAGAGCCUAUCAGGUGGGAGACGAACUUGCAACUCAUCAUUGACGUCCUGGUUACCCAAGGGAAGCCCAACCAACCACCGUGUAUUGAAGGACCUCAGCUGCCAGUGUUGGCUGUCAAUAUGGACUUGCAAUGGAUGGCUAAGGCUAAUAUACCAAGAUUCGGCCAUGGGGCGUUUUUAGUUUGCCUCGAGAACUUGUACAAAAAGAUUUGCGGCCGUGACCUUGAGUAUACUGCCUUGAUCGGAAAGCCGAGCGAGAUUACGUACGAAUACUCGCAGAAGCUCAUCGAAGAAAUUGCUACCGGGCUGAACAUGCCAGAGCUGGAUACAGUGUAUGCUAUCGGUGACAACCCUUUAACCGACAUAUACGGUGCAAAUAUGUUCAAUCUAUUCCUUGACAAAAAGCGGAGAGAAAUCGAAAAGAAAAAAAGGGAAUUCGAGCUGAUCAACGCAUCACCAAAAGUAGGUCGCAGGUCGAGGAGCACAUCAGACGCAAAAGUUGAGCCGAACCACAGCUCUACCGAUUCCCAUUUCUCUUUACACGGUGAUAUCACGAACGUGCGGGGAAUAAAAAGGUGCACGUCCGUGCUUGUUUGCACUGGAGUCUACAAACCCGAGCUCGGUGACCCCAACCAGACCAUUGGGGAGGAUGAGGUUUUCCAAAACUCGGAGUUGGAGCCCAGCGUCUCGCCUGUGGCUCCCCCUCAACCCAAGAGGAGAGAUUCGGUCAUCGAUCACGGGCAUCGUGAUCUUCCAUACACAGAGGAAAUGACCCGCGCCGAUCACACGGUCUUUGACGUCAAACGGGCAAUCGGAAAGAUUUUGGAAUUGGAGAAUUGGAAAUAUUAAACUCUCUCCUUUUCUCAUUACCAGUCAUGCCAAACUGUUCAAAAUAUGCGGAAUGAAAUGUAAUUGACUUCCAAAACUAGCGUUUGCCUUGCCUGCACGGGAAGGUAUUUUUUCGUAAUUCUCAACUGGACGUAACGCAAAAACGUUCAUGUGUUCAAGUGUAGACAUACGUUUUCCAGUGUUAUUUUUACCUUUUUCGCUGUGACCUUCGAUUCUGAGGUGUAUCGGGUAACUUCAAAUCCCUUUGUAAGUGAAUGAUGUAACUACGUCUGGUAAUAUUAACGGUAAGGGUGGCUCGCAUCGAGUACAACACGCAAUUAUCAACGCUUGCUUGUUUUUCGCUUCUAAUACAUUGUUAGUAAUUCGCUUGUUUCUGUGGUUACAAUACACUUUGUUUCUCUUCGGAGUCGAAGUA
This is a messenger RNA of Ciona intestinalis (vase tunicate), 1902 nucleotides long. RefSeq names its product haloacid dehalogenase-like hydrolase domain-containing 5. NCBI's taxonomy places the organism in Eukaryota, Metazoa, Chordata, Ascidiacea, Phlebobranchia, Cionidae. The record is from RefSeq and is a predicted model, not a curated record. Gene Ontology annotation, biological process: glycerophospholipid biosynthetic process. Gene Ontology annotation, cellular component: mitochondrion.